CGUCCGUCGAUACUACAGCACCGGCCCUCGGACGCUAGCCGCCGUGCGGUAAGCGAAAUCCCACACAAAUCCUCGUCCGGGAGCCCUAGUCCGAACCUGCUUUGGACUCUGGCCUUCUACAACUUCAUCCGCCAACCCAUCGUCAACCACCUCCGUUGCGACAAAUACCGACAAGAUGGCGAGUACGUGCUUGUUCCCCCAGAUUAUUCGACCUCUGCAAUAUUGCAAUAUUGCUUCGUUUGAGUCCAAGAACGCGUCCCAGCACCACAACAGCCAGAAGGCUCACCGUAACGGUAUCAAGAAGCCUAAGACUCACCGUUACCCCUCCCUCCGCGGUGUCGACGCCAAGUUCCGUCGCAACCACAGACACGCUCUUCACGGUACCGCCAAGGCUCUGAAGGAGAGAAAGGAGGGCAAGCGUGAGGUCGCAUAAAUUAUAGAAACAAAAAAUGAGAGCGAUUUAAGUUGGUG
Aspergillus wentii DTO 134E9 is the source of this 471-nucleotide messenger RNA. Its product is annotated as 60S ribosomal eL29 domain-containing protein. Bases 176 to 433 code for a protein of 85 amino acids. Gene Ontology annotation, biological process: cytoplasmic translation. The transcript is spliced from 4 exons. Gene Ontology annotation, cellular component: cytosolic large ribosomal subunit; ribosome. Lineage: Eukaryota; Fungi; Ascomycota; Eurotiomycetes; Eurotiales; Aspergillaceae. The record is from RefSeq and is a predicted model, not a curated record. Gene Ontology annotation, molecular function: structural constituent of ribosome.